Messenger RNA from Mizuhopecten yessoensis (Yesso scallop), 1010 nucleotides. Its product is annotated as short-chain collagen C4-like. Bases 1 to 978 code for a protein of 325 amino acids. NCBI's taxonomy places the organism in Eukaryota, Metazoa, Mollusca, Bivalvia, Pectinida, Pectinidae. The transcript is spliced from 4 exons. The record is from RefSeq and is a predicted model, not a curated record.
AUGUUUCGGACAGUGGCAAGCAAUAUGGUGUCUUCACUUUGGUUAUGUUAUAUAUUUUUGUAUUUUUCUCGUGUUGGAACUUCACGAACAAGCGAUACCAUUCAAGCCCAAUUAAAUGAACUGAAACAGGAGCACGAAGAGUUCAGGAGAGAUAUUACGGCAAAGUUCAAGGUCGAAAUAUCAACAUUGAAACACAGACUUAAUGCGUAUAAAGAUGUUCAAGAUUUAAUGAUCGCGGAUCUUACAAGGAUGCACAAAUCGUGUAUGAAGGAGUCUGAAGUCCCAAAUGGUGAAAAGAAUAAACGGAUAUUGCUAAGCGAUCCGAACUACCUACAAAACGAGCUUCACCAAAUACAGGUCAAACUACAGGAGUACGAAGUUGUCAAAUCAGAGGUCGACGCUCUUCAAACACAAAUUACUCAUGGUGACAAGGGUGCUGUGUACGUUCGGUGGGGGAGGAAGGACUGUUCAGAUGGAAAUACUACAGAGCUGGUCUACUCGGGUUACACCGGUGGAUCCAAUUAUCAACAGUCUGGUGCUGCAGCAGAGUACGUGUGUCUACCUCCGGACCCGACUUGGGGACCACAUAAAGACAUCCGUACCUACGCUCCUGCUUAUAUGUACGGAGCUGAGUACGAAGAUCCCAUUCUAUUUGGAAUGCCUGACUACAAAGAAGACGUCCCCUGUGCUGUGUGUAGGAGCUCCACCCACUCCACUUCAAUCAUGAUCCCAGCCCGGACUUCGUGCUAUCCUGGAUGGAAGGAAGCCUACCACGGGAUUUUGUCGGCUGGUGCUUAUAGCCAUUCUGCUGCGACCCAAUACGUUUGUGUUGACGGGACCCCUCAGACUCUGACAGGCGGUGGUAACACAGAUGGUAAUGGGAAGCUGUUUUAUCAGGUGCGGACGGUUUGUGGUUCGCUGCAGUGUCCUCCGUACGAGAAUGACAAGGUCCUUUCUUGUGUUGUCUGUCUCAAAUGAGGCUGCAUUGUGUGCCAUUAAAAUUACUUAAU